Exophiala mesophila is the source of this 3180-nucleotide messenger RNA. RefSeq lists its product as uncharacterized. Bases 1 to 3180 code for a protein of 1059 amino acids. NCBI's taxonomy places the organism in Eukaryota, Fungi, Ascomycota, Eurotiomycetes, Chaetothyriales, Herpotrichiellaceae. The transcript has a single exon. The record is from RefSeq and is a predicted model, not a curated record. Gene Ontology annotation, molecular function: phosphopantetheine binding.
AUGGCAGCGGUAGAAUCGAUGAUUCACAGAGACAGCACUAAUGCUACCCAGAAGAUACCAGUCUCGGCCAAUGACGGACUAUCGACGCUGCCUACAUCUGAGACAUUGGCACCAAGGACUAUUUCCGAGUUGAUAGCACGACGGGCACAGCAAGCUCCACACCAGCCAAUUCUUGGGUAUCCUUCUCAUGGCGUUGAAUAUGUCGAGUACACUUUCGAGCAGCUGGAUCGGCUCGCCGACGCGGGAGCUAGCCACUAUGCAGCCAGGGUUCCCACAAGGUCUUCGUCAGAGGAUCCAGAAGUAGUUGUCGCCAUUCUUGGACACUCAACCCUGGAAUACCUGAUCACAAUUAUAGCUCUCAGCAGACUAGGUUUCACCGUUCUAUUUCUAUCUACACGAAUUUCAGAAGAAGCCUACAUUUCUCUUCUAGAAUCUACGAAUUCUUCACAUCUCAUUGUUCACUCGUCCUUUCAGAAGACAGUCGCUGGCAUCAAAAACAUACUUCCACAGCUUGAGGUUGUUUCUAUCCUGGAUCGAUCUGACUUCGACAAUGAAAACACUGCCCACUUCAACACCAAUCAAUAUCUGAACCCUGACGAAGAAUCUACAAAGACCUCAUGGAUCAUUCACUCCUCUGGCUCAACAGGUCUUCCAAAGCCUAUCUACCAAACACAUCAGGCAGCUCUACGCAAUUAUGAAUCCAAUAUGGGAAUGGAGGGGUUCAUUACUCUCCCUUUAUUUCACGCACAUGGUCUGAGCAGUGUGUUUCGUGGAAUAACUGCUUACAAGAAGAUCUACAUGUAUAAUGCCUCAUUACCUCUCACAAGCCCGAAUCUCCUCAGCAUCAUGCGCCAACACCGCUUCGAAAUCUUCUAUGGCGUGCCUUACGCUCUGAAGCUACUAAGCGAGAGCAAGGAGGGAAUUGAAGCACUCGCAUCCAUGAAGAUCGUCAUGUUUGGAGGGUCUGCUUGUCCUGAUGGUCUAGGAGAUCUCCUUGUCGAGAAUGGUGUCAAUCUUAUAAGCCACUAUGGGACGACUGAAACUGGUCAGCUGAUGACCUCAUUCCGCCCUCCAGGCGAUAAAGCAUGGAACUAUGUACGAGUUCAUCAGGCGCUCGAGCCGUACGUUCGAUUUGAAGAUCGCGGUGGCCAUCUCUUCGAGCUCGUGGUUCUGGAAGGUUGGCCGUCUAAAGUGGCUACAAAUCGCGAUGACGGUGCCUAUGCUACUAAGGACUUGUUCGAGCCACAUCCUUCCAUUCCGAAUGCAUGGAAAUAUGGCGGGCGACUCGAUGAUACCAUUGUUCUUGUCAACGGUGAGAAAGCAAUUCCACUUGCCAUGGAGGGCGCCGUUAGGCAACAGAAGCUGGUCAAGGAUGCUGUUGUGUUUGGCACCGGGCGACCUAGCCUUGGUAUGAUGAUCAUUCGCUCAGAUAUGGCGGCUUCAUAUUCUCAAGAAGAACUGAUAUCACAAGUGUGGCCGACAAUAGAAGUUGAGAACUCCAGGUCACCAUCCUAUGCCCAAUUGAGUCCUCAAUCUAUCCUGGUACUCCCUCCUGACACUAUUUAUCCCCAGACCGACAAAGGAACUUUAAUUCGUCAAGCAUUCUACAAAGCAUUCGCUACAGAUAUUGAGCAAUUCUACGCAAGGCUUGAGGCCAGAUCGACUGGUACACUUGAUCUCUCAGGUGAAGCCCUAUGUGACUAUCUAAGAAGCGAGGUCCUAAGGCUAAUUCCAGGACUUCGGGACGAUGAGCUCAACAAUGACACCGAUUUAUUCUCCUUGGGCGUUGACUCGUUGCAGUCAUCUAGGCUGAGGGGGACUAUUCUUGCAAGUGUCCAGCUCAAUAGCCAUUCGCUAUCUCAGAAUUUUGUUUUUGAGAAUCCAACAAUUUCGGGGCUUGCCGACGCUAUUGUAGCUGUCCGUUCAGGAGCUUCCACGGCUCUUCGCAAUGUUGAGCAGGAAAUGGAAGACCUCGUGAUCAAGUACGGCGAAUUUCCUCAACACAAACCUCAGAAGCGAAAGUCCAACAAUACCUGUGUAAUUGUGACCGGUGCAACGGGGUCUCUUGGUGCGCACAUCGUGGCCCAACUUGUGUCUAGAGACGAUUUCUCAGAGGUGUGUUGUCUAGUUCGUGCACGCACCGCAGAGGCAGCAAUAGAUAGAGUCUGGACUUCUCUCAACCACCGCGGAAUUCUGUCUUCGAUACCCUCACAUCUAAGAACCAAGAUAUCGGCCUACUCCUCGGACUUUUCGAAGAGCGAUCUAGGGCUCGAGACCGAGGUCUACGAUCGGCUAGCUCAAGACGUGGUCUCUAUCAUCCAUUGUGCAUGGUCUGUCAACUUUAACACCACAUUGGCCAGUUUCGAGAAGGGCUGCAUUGCUGGAGCAAAGAAUCUGAUACUUCUCUGUUUGAAUGCCAUUCAGCCGACUCCUGCGUCAUUCAACUUUUGCUCCUCCGUCAGCACAGUUGCACGUACACCUUUUCACGAGAGUGCGCCAGAGUCAAUCCCAGCAAACUAUGGCUAUGUCCAACGAAUGGGCUACGCGCAGUCCAAACUAGUAACCGAGAAGCUUGUUGUUCAAGCAACCUCUCGAACAUCGAUCUGUGCUAGAGUCCUCCGUAUCGGCCAGAUUGUCGCAGACACUGUGCAUGGGAUCUGGAACGACACAGAAGCAAUUCCACUUAUGCUCCAGACUGCCGUGACUCUUGGUACGUUGCCUAGCCUGAACGAAUCAUGUCGGUGGUUGCCAGUCGACAUUGUCGCAACAGCCAUUCUGGACGCUUCGUUCGCUUCAACACCACAGAUAGUAUUCAACAUCGUGAAUCCGUUAGCAUUUCACUGGACAGAAGAUUUACUUCCGAAGCUGAAGAUAGCAGGUCUUGUGUUCGAGCAAGUCGACCAGAGAGAGUGGCUACGCCGUUUGCGUGAAUCCGACCCCGAUCCUAGCGUGAAUCCAACCUAUAAACUGCUCGAGUUCUUCACCGCCAAGUACGACGAUGGCAACGCCGAGAAGAGAGGCUUGCGAUAUGAAACUACAGCCGCAGAAGGCGUCUCACCAGUCUUAGCAGCCCAUCCAGAACUCACUCAGGACCUAGUCACGAAAUUCGUCCAACAUUUUCUUUCCACGUCUUGGUCGAACUCGAGUAGCCCUCCCCAAGAGACAAUUCUUAGUUACUAG